Molecule: messenger RNA, 1518 nt
Organism: Abrus precatorius (Indian licorice)
Lineage: Eukaryota; Viridiplantae; Streptophyta; Magnoliopsida; Fabales; Fabaceae
Product: cytochrome P450 71D10-like
Exons: 2
Coding region: 1-1518 (505 amino acids)
Molecular function (GO): heme binding; monooxygenase activity; oxidoreductase activity, acting on paired donors, with incorporation or reduction of molecular oxygen
Source: RefSeq, a predicted model, not a curated record
AUGGAAUUUCUCAUUAUUCCUUGCUCUCUUUUGUUCACUUUUGCCUGCAUUUUCCUUGCACUGUUCAACACUGCGAAUCGAUCAAAUUCCAAUAAGAAGUCCCUCAAAGGCUUACCUCAUGGGCCAAGGAAACUACCAUUUCUAGGCAACAUUCACCAAUUUGUUGGGUCACUUCCCCAUCGAACUUUGAGAAACUUGGCAAGCCAAUAUGGACCCUUGAUGCACCUGCAACUUGGUGAGAAGCCACAUAUCAUAGUCUCUUCAGCAGACAUUGCAAAAGAGAUUAUGAAAACGCAUGAUGUGAUCUUUGCUAAUAGGCCUAAUCUUCUUGCUUCCAAGUUCUGUGUUUAUGCAGACAGUGACAUAGCCUUUUCUUCUCAUGGAAGAUUUUGGAGGGAACUAAAGAAAAUAUGCAUUUCAGAGUUGUUAAGUACAAAGCAUGUUCAAUCACUAAGGCACAUAAGAGAAGAGGAGGUAUCAAAACUAGUUAGAAAUAUUCAUGCAAAUGAAGGAUCAGUUAUCAACCUUACUAAGGAAAUUGAGUCGCUGACAAUUGCUCUACUUGCAAGGGCAGCCAAUGGUAAAAGGUGCAAAGAACAGGAGGCUUUCAUAUCAGCAACGGGGCAAAUGCUAAAGCUGUUGGGAGGUUUCUGCGUUGCUGACUUCUACCCUUCAAUCAAAGUGCUUCCUCUACUUACAGGAAUGAAAGCUAAACUUGAAAGGGCUCAGAGAGAGACAGAUAAGAUCUUGGACAACAUGGUGAAGGAUCACAACGAACCUAAUGCAGUUGGUGGGAUAGUGAAUGAUUUUAUUCAUAUUCUUCUUCAAACCCAAAAGAAAGAUGACUUGCAAAUUCCCUUAUCUCUCAACAACAUCAAAGCAAUCGUUUGGGACAUGUUUGUUGGUGGGACUGGGGCACCAUCAGCAGUUAUAGUAUGGGCAAUGUCAGAACUGAUGAAAAAUCCUAAGGUCAUGGAGAAGGCACAAAGUGAGGUAAGAAAGGUUUUUAAUGUCAAAGGGUGUGUAGAUGAAACAGACCUUCAACAAUUACAAUACUUAAAUUCAGUGAUAAAAGAAACACUGAGGCUACAUCCCCCUGAAGCAUUAUUGCUUCCAAGAGAAAACAGUGAGUCAUGUGUAAUAAAUGGAUAUGAAAUACCUGCAAAGAGCAAAACCAUUAUCAAUGCUUGGGCCAUUGCAAGAGAUCCAAAGUAUUGGAGUGAAGCAGAGAGAUUUUUACCGGAGAGAUUUCUUGAUAACUCAAUUGACUUUAAAGGCACACACUUUGAAUACAUCCCAUUUGGCGCUGGAAGGAGAAUAUGUCCUGGAAUUGCAUUUUCCAUGUGUAACAUUUUACUGUCACUUGCCAAUUUGCUUUACCAUUUUGACUGGAAGCUGCCAAAUGGAGCAAACCCUCAAGAACUGGACAUGACUGAGUCUUUUGGCCUAUUAGUCAAAAGAGCAAAUGAUCUAUGCUUAGUCCCCACUCUUUAUCACCCAUCAGUUAGAACUAUCUGA